Neocloeon triangulifer is the source of this 4905-nucleotide messenger RNA. RefSeq names its product inositol hexakisphosphate and diphosphoinositol-pentakisphosphate kinase 2. Gene Ontology annotation, biological process: inositol metabolic process; inositol phosphate biosynthetic process. The record is from RefSeq and is a predicted model, not a curated record. The transcript is spliced from 26 exons. Gene Ontology annotation, cellular component: cytosol. Gene Ontology annotation, molecular function: diphosphoinositol pentakisphosphate kinase activity; 5-diphosphoinositol pentakisphosphate 1-kinase activity; inositol hexakisphosphate kinase activity. The coding region runs from base 322 to 4836 and encodes 1504 amino acids. Lineage: Eukaryota; Metazoa; Arthropoda; Insecta; Ephemeroptera; Baetidae.
UGGCAGCACUGCAUUGGUGUCCUGCUGCCCCAGUCCCGCCCCGCCAUCUUCGAAAUUUCGCAAUUUUCGUCGUCGCGGAGUGCGGUGAGCACGAGUGCUUUGCAAGUCCCUCGCCCUUUGAUAAGAGAGGACAACGGUUGUUGUAUUUACGCCAAGCAAGGAGUUCGUGGUGUCCCCACUGAAGAGAGCUGCUUUUUCGUUAUUCAUCACAUUAAAAAAAAAGCCAAGGGCAACUGAGAAGGAAGGCGUUUGGAAUUGCUGGCGGAAAAAACAGAGGCGCGCCAGUGAUUUUGAUAAUGAGUCGUGGGAACCACGAAUUGGAUGAGACGCAGUUCCACUGACAUGUCUUACACGGAACUGGAGCACGGCUACCAGGGACUCAAGAAAGCCAGGCCCUCCUACCUGCACGAGGAACGCAUUGCCAAACUGAGAGGCGAAGGCUCAAGUCUGGACGACAAUGGAUUGGGCUUGGACACGGAAAUGUCCAGCGGCGAAGACGGCGGCAAGCAGGUGGUGGUGGGGGUGUGCGCCAUGGCCAAGAAGUCGCAGUCCAAGCCGAUGAAGGAGAUCCUCACUCGGCUGCAGGAGUUCGAGUACCUCAGGAUCGUCGUGUUCAACGAGGAGGUCAUUCUCAAGGAGCCUGUGGAAAACUGGCCCAUUUGCGACUGUCUCAUCUCAUUCCAUUCGAAGGGCUUCCCGCUGGACAAGGCUAUUCAGUAUGCCAACCUGCGGAACCCUUUCAUCAUUAACAACCUGCACAUGCAGUACGACAUACAGGACCGGCGGAAAGUGUACUCGAUACUGGCGAAGGAGGGCAUCGAGAUUCCCAGAUAUGCUGUCCUGGACAGAGACUCGCCCGAUCCGAGACAACUUGCUUUAGAUCACGAGUUGGUGGAGUCGGAGGAUCACGUCGAAGUCAAUGGAGUUGUGUUCAAUAAGCCCUUUGUCGAGAAGCCAGUUUCGGCCGAGGAUCAUAAUAUUUACAUUUACUAUCCAACUUCUGCUGGCGGCGGCAGUCAGAGACUUUUCAGAAAGAUUGGAAGCAGGAGUUCCGUUUACUCGCCAGAAUCGAGAGUUAGAAAGACAGGUUCUUUCAUUUACGAGGAUUUCAUGCCAACUGAUGGGACUGAUGUUAAAGUUUACACUGUUGGGCCUGAUUACGCCCAUGCCGAGGCUCGAAAGUCUCCUGCCUUGGACGGCAAAGUAGAGCGAGACAGCGAGGGCAAAGAAAUCCGCUAUCCUGUCAUUUUGAGCAAUGCUGAAAAGCUAAUCUCGCGCAAGGUUUGCAUGGCAUUCAAGCAGACUGUGUGCGGUUUUGAUUUAUUGAGAGCAAAUGGUAAAUCUUUUGUUUGCGAUGUGAAUGGCUUCAGCUUUGUCAAGAACUCCAACAAGUACUACGACGACUGUGCCAAAAUCCUAGGGAAUAUGAUUUUGCGAGAGCUCGCCCCUACUUUGCACAUCCCUUGGAAUGUUCCGUUUCAAUUAGAUGAUCCCCCAAUCGUUCCUACAACAUUUGGAAAAAUGAUGGAGUUGAGAUGUGUUGUGGCUGUGAUUAGACAUGGUGACAGAACGCCAAAACAGAAAAUGAAAGUCGAAGUUCGGCAUCCGAAAUUCUUUGAAAUUUUCGAAAAGUACGACGGCUACAGAAAAGGUCAUGUGAAGUUGAAAAAACCAAAGCAAUUGCAAGAAAUUCUCGACACGGCUCGCUCGCUGCUGACAGAAAUUCAGCACAGAGCUGCUGACCCAGAAUUGGAAGAAAAGCAAGGGAAACUUGAGCAGCUGAAAAGUGUUUUGGAAAUGUACGGUCACUUUUCUGGAAUCAACCGCAAAGUUCAAAUGAAAUACCAACCGAGAGGCAGACCCAGAGGCUCAAGCAGCGAUGAUGGCCUUUUCCUAGACCUGCCAAAAGAGCCAUCGCUGGUGCUCAUCCUGAAGUGGGGUGGCGAACUGACCCCGGCUGGACGGGUGCAGGCAGAGGAGCUGGGCCGAAUUUUCCGCUGCAUGUACCCAGGAGGCCAAGGUAGAAGGUUUAGGCACACAGCUGCGGCACGACCGAGACCGAGCGUUGCAGAGCAGAUUCAAAGAGAGGGGCCUGUGGCUGACUGCUGCCACAUUUCAGGCGAGUACGCUGGUACUCAGGGACUCGGCCUGCUCCGGCUGCACUCGACCUUCAGACACGACCUCAAGAUCUACGCCUCAGACGAGGGCCGUGUCCAGAUGACGGCGGCUGCCUUUGCCAAGGGGCUGCUGGCUCUCGAGGGCGAACUCACCCCCAUCCUCGUUCAAAUGGUCAAGAGUGCCAACACGAACGGCUUGCUAGACAACGACUGCGACUCCAGCAAGCAUCAGAAUAUGGCUAAGUCAAAGCUGCACGAGUUGAUGCAGCAGGACCAAGAGUUUACCAAGGAAGACAGGGAAAAGUUAAAUCCGUGCAAUGCCUCGUCCAUUACUGCCGCCCUUGACUUUGUGAAAAAUCCUGUUAGGUGCUGUGAAAGAGUCCACGACUUGAUUCAAAAGCUAGUUGCCAUAGUUAGAACUAAACGUGAAGACCCAAAAACUAAAGAUGCAAUAUUAUACCAUGGUGAAACAUGGGAACUGAUGGGCCGUCGGUGGGGCAAAAUCGAAAAGGAUUUUUCCACAAAGAACAAGUCGUUUGACAUUUCGAAAAUUCCUGACAUUUAUGACUGCAUCAAAUACGACCUCCAGCACAACCAGCACACUCUUCAAUUUGAGCAAGCUGAAGAGUUGUAUAUUUGCGCAAAGUACCUGGCUGACAUAGUGAUACCUCAAGAGUACGGCUUGAAUAAGCAGAACAAGCUGAUGAUUGGUCAGGGAAUCUGCACACCUUUGCUGAAGAAAAUCAGAGCAGACUUGCAGAGAAAUAUUGAAGAAUUUGGUGAAGAGAGUGUGAACCGACUGAACCCACGUUACUCUCACGGAGUGUCCAGCCCAGGACGCCAUGUGCGCACCCGCCUUUAUUUCACUAGCGAGAGUCAUGUGCACUCUCUACUGACCGUUCUUCGUUAUGGAGGCCUUCUUGACAAAAAGCUCCAAACAGAGAUUGAAACAAUAGAACCAACCUGUCCUCCUGACACAAGCAAUGCAAAUAAGGAAGCAAAGGAUGAGCAGUGGCGCCGUGCAAUGCAGUAUGUAUCCAUGGUGUCCGAGCUCAAUUACAUGGCACAAGUGGUCAUCAUGCUUUACGAAGACCCAACUAAAGAUCCUUUUUCUGAGGCUAGAUUUCACGUAGAGCUGCAUUUCAGUCCAGGAGUAAAUUGCUGUGUCCAGAAAAAUUUGCCUCCUGGGCCUGGUUUUCGACCCCACAGCAGAAACGAUUCUGCAGCAUCAAAAAAUAUGGCUUUUUGGACUGGUUUAGUGGGCAAGCAAGGCUCUGAUUCUGGCGGAAGUACAACAAAAGAGGAAGACGAAGAAGAUCUCAACAUGGACGAAAUGAUGGGAGUUCAACCAAAGCAGGACAAGGUCACUCCUACCCCUGAUGCUCUUGCCGAGGAAGACAACGAAUUUGAUGAAGCCGCAGAUGAGCUGUCAUGUUCGUCUUCAUCAAUAUUGAGAUCAUCGGAACCAAUUCCAAUAAGAAGUAGAGCAAGUCCUCCAAGAGAUAUCAAUCUUGCAACGGUGGCUGCCGAGGAGAGCAACCAAAGAAGUUCCUCCUUAAAUCGCAGUAAACUGAACGCCGAUGACUACGAGCCUCGGUCUCGCAGCUUCGACCACCAGAGGGAGAGGGCGACACAUGACAAGGAUGGGGCGCGAUACCAGAGUCUGGAUGCAGCCCAGUGGCCAGUGGCGCCCUGGUCUCUGCCCCCGUGUCCCCUGGCUCCCCACUCGCUGAACCCGCCCCUGGCGCCGUUGAGCCCGCGCUCGCAAUCACCGACGUCGGCUCCGGCGCCGCUCCUGUCCGCAUACGCAACGUCCUCGCCCACCCUUCCCUCCUCGCCGCUCUCCUCGCUCUUUGUGCGCUCCUUUUCGACGCCGUGCGGCACACACUCGUCCUUACCUCCCCUGAACGCAGGUGCCGAAGGUCGUCGGCUGGCCCACCAGGUGCCCAGCCUCUUCAAGAUGCUCGGCAAAGGCGGCGCCUCCGCCUCCAGCCUCUUCAGCACGGCCGUCAUCAGUGGAGGCACGGCGGCUGUCAGCGCCCCCUGCCUCCUCAAGCAUGACCACGAGAUCCCCACCGUCGCAGCCAUUGAGGGCUGCGGCGGAGUUCCCCCAAUUCGGCCACUCGAGACUCUUCACAACGCUCUCUCCCUGCGCCAGCUGGACGCCUUUCUCGAACGGAUGACGGCUGCUCCUUUCCGGACGCCUCCGUCCUGUGCCUCGCCGCCAAAGUUGCCGGGAAAUCUUCCCCGUCUGCCGAACGAUCUCCAAUCACCAAGCAACAGCAGCGUUGGCUGGAGCGGCCCACCGUCCUUUGUGUCCUCGAGUGGACCUUCCUCGCCCAACGGUUCCGCCUCUCUGAUCGACUACUUUGUCGGUGGCGAACCGACCGCCCCUUCGUCCCUUUCGGCGAGUCUGCUGAGUGAGGAGGGGGCGCCGGGUCUGCUCAACUAUUUUAGCGGAAUGGUUCCUACGCAGAUUGCGGCCGGCAUGUUUCCUCCAAACAACCCUUCCAACGCCACCCCCGCCGGCUCUUCUGCCACCACCCCUGACGACUUUCUGAACGAGCGCUCUGACGAGGAGGACCACGCGCCUGACGUCACGGUCACCGAGGAGCCGCUUUGGCCAGCAGAACCUCUGGUGCCGCCCGAGUCUGAAAGCAACUCGCCCAGCAGUGGCACUGACGCGCAAAGCACUGUUUUGCCUCCACCACCGUCAUAAUGAAUCAUGUGAAUUUUUUAUUUUGUGAAAAGUGAAAAUAAAUUAUAGUUACAUUGUUGAAAAUUUAAA